This is a messenger RNA of Apodemus sylvaticus (European woodmouse), 4378 nucleotides long. It is a transcript of the gene Elmod2, whose product is annotated as ELMO domain containing 2. NCBI's taxonomy places the organism in Eukaryota, Metazoa, Chordata, Mammalia, Rodentia, Muridae. Gene Ontology annotation, cellular component: membrane. The transcript is spliced from 9 exons. Gene Ontology annotation, molecular function: GTPase activator activity. The coding region runs from base 135 to 1016 and encodes 293 amino acids. The record is from RefSeq and is a predicted model, not a curated record.
CUCCGUGCGGACUUCCGGGUCGCGGUGUUCGCAGGGAGCGCUCCGCGUAGAGCGUCGUUUCCGUUGCCGGUGUUUGCAGCUGGGGGAAACCGAGGCAGUGCCAGCUUCCCCCUAGUUCUUCCUGUGAGGCAAACAUGUUCGUGUCUCUGUGGGAGUUCUUCUACGGACACUUUUUCCGAUUUUGGAUGAAAUGGAUCUUACGACAGAUGACUGGGAAGUGUGAAUUGCAGCGAAUUUUUGACACCUAUGGAGGGGCACAGAGGACCUACAGAAUAGAAAAUUCCUUGACAUAUUCCAAGAAUAAGGUCCUACAGAAUGCAACACGCGUUGCCGAGAACGAACUGGACAGGUGUAUAGUGAGCAUCAUGAAGGAAAAGAACAUUUGCCCUGAGAAGGACACCAGUUUUCAGAUCUGCAUGAGGACGUGCUUGCUGCAGAUAACUGGCUACAAACAGCUCUACCAGGAUGUGGAAAAUGUGAGGAAAAAGCCUUAUGACUCUGCCAAUGCACAGCACGAGAGGCUGCUCCUCAAGCUUUGGAGUCUUCUGAUGCCAACAAAAAAGUUGAAGGGCCGGAUCUCCAAGCAGUGGGCAGACAUUGGUUUCCAAGGUGAUGAUCCCAAAACAGACUUCCGAGGCAUGGGCAUCCUCGGGCUGAUCAAUCUUGUGUAUUUCAGUGAAAACUACACCAGCGAAGCGCAUCAGAUUCUGUCCCGCUCCAAUCACCCCAAACUAGGGUAUUCUUAUGCAAUAGUUGGGAUCAAUCUUACAGAGAUGGCUUACAGCUUACUGAAGAGCGAGGCCCUCAAGCUUCACCUUUACAACUUUGUGCCGGGGGUGCCAACGAUGGAGCACUUCCACCAGUUUUACUGUUACCUUGUUUAUGAAUUUGACAAGUUUUGGGUUGAGGAAGAGCCAGAAAGCAUUAUGUACUUCAACUUGUACAGAGAGAAGUUUCACGAGAGGAUCAAAGGACUCUUGAUGGAUUGCAAUGCUGUGCUCACUCUGAAAACAUGAGCCGUCUGGGUAUCUUCGCUUUCUACCACGUUUUGCACACACAACAGAAUUUAUAUGUUAUUAUAGAAAUUAUCUGAUUAACUACACUCAUAUAAUUUCCUACAAAAAGUACUUCAGAAACUCUAUUUAAGAAAGCUAGUGGACAAUCGGUGUAUGUUUACAGUUGUUUGUACACUGUUCUCCAAAGGUCCCCCCCCCUUCCAAAGAGCCCUUCCGGAGUCACACGAACUACAGUUUGGAACUUGGGUCUUAGCCUGUUAGUUUAAAGUAUAAAUCAGGUAUAUUUAUAUUUAGCCAAAUGAUCAAAUGUGCACGAAUCUGUUCUCAUUUCGUGAGUGGUGCUCCCAAGCGCGUGUCAGUUUUAAAACUCCGCAGGGUGACUGUUGGUCCGGAAGUGGCUUCUGAAUGCUCUUUGUCUUUUUAUUUCUAGGCAAAUCAGCACAGGGUGUCCUCUGAGGCUUUCUUUUCGUCUCUAGCUCUUGUCAAGAUGUCCUUAGAGCAGAGAGAGCAUGGCUCUGUCAGGGAGUGGAAACAGUCAUGGCUUCCUUUUGAUUCUCUGGUGACAGACAGAAACGAGAUGAUGGCAGUACUGAUGACUAGCUCAUUAUAAAUAACCCACGUUGGAAAUCUUUAGAAUUCUAGGUAUUUACUCCAGUUCUGCGUUUGCCUUUAUCAGCUGUAGAAGGAACCUUCCUCAGAGGCGAGGCCCACUGGAAGAACGCUCUGCCUGUUUGUUUAGAAAGGAGGUGCUUCUACUGAGAAAGUCCUGAUUGCAUUUGAAACAUAGUUUCCUUUUUGAUAAAACUGUCUUUGAAACUUAGACAAGAAGAAAGCUUAGAGCUUUUUAGACAUCUGUUCCCUAUCAUUGGUGUAUUUACAUGCUUUUCACUUUGCUUUCCCUUGCUUUGAUUCUGGUGUUUCUGGGUAAUGUUGUAGGGACCUGGGUUAGCAGGCUGUGGGGUGCUACCAUAGCCUGGAUCAUGACUGUGCAUUUUUGUAUAGCUUUAUUCUCCAAAGUCUCAGGAGGGCAGCAAGCACUGUCCAGGAUUAUAUGUGAGAUUCUAAUGGGGUGGUUUCCUCUUGGCUACUUUAGAGAUUUGUUCUCAGAGCAAAACUAAAAGAGCCUAAAGAUAGGAAAGAUGAUUGGACUGAGAAGCACUGCUUAAGUCCUUUGGAAACCAGUUAUAACAACAUAGUUUAACCUAAAACAUGGUGAUGUUUUGCACAUCUUUUAAUAUCAGGUAUUUAAAGACUAGCUUGUGUGAUAGAGGAAAGUUUGCCAAGCUUUCCCACAAUUUGUUCAUGUCUUCUGUUGAGCCUGUUUUCACACUUGUCAGAGAGUGAGAGAGCGCGGUAUAGAUGUCGCAUAGAGAGCCCCAGCUGGGUGUUGUAUAGUGCUGCACAGCAGAGCAUGGGCUCAAAUGGUUUUUCCUGAAGGAAGAUAAAACUUUUUUGUAAGUAGGUUUGUUUUAUAAUACUAGAAAGGAUUUAGCUUUUUAGUAUUAUAGGAAUUUAAUAAUUAAUUUCUUAUAGGGGACUUGUUGACCCUGGUAAUAUAAUCUCAUUUUUGAAGAAUCUUUUGUCAUCCAGGUUUUAUGUAUUGUGUAGCAAAACUCUAAUAGGGAGCACAUGUUUACCAUUAUUGUUCACUGUAUUAUAGUGUGACGUCUUCCAUGGAAAGCAGCUGUGUUAGUCUUUAACUUUUGUGCUAAAAGUACUUGUGCAUGUAUUUUAAUCUUUGAGCAGCCUAGAUCUUGGACUGAUUUAUCAGCAUAGGUAAUAAAAAGACUACUUGAAGUAUGAAAGAGGAAAUAAUAAUAAUAAUAAUUAAUAAUAAUACUAAGUAAUUAUUUCCUGGCAGAAAAAAAACUCUAAUGAUGCUAAGAACAUAUGUUAUGGUUUGGUUAAUGUCACAGUCUUUAAAUCCUCCUUUGUUUGUACAUUACAGAUAUUGUUUGAGUUUUUUAUUUUUUUGUUAAAAUUAUUAUUAGCCAUUUCAGAUAAUUAUAUAGUAAACUGAUCUGUAAGCCAAUUCCAGCUUCAAAGUUCUGAUAUUCUGGAAGUUUGACUGCCACUAGCUGUACACUAGAAUGUGACAGAAACCCCUGGCUGAUGGGCUGGGUGUAUGCAGGAAAGGAACAGCACAGUCUGUUUCCUUUACAUGCAGGAGACAUCAGAACUUGAUGCAGUUUUAAAACCCAUGUUUAGAUGCUCACCUGUAUCUAGGACUAGUAAAAUUACAAUGUUGCAAUUGGUAGUAAUGGCAUUGAAGUACAAGAAAGUUGCAUUACUUUUAGAUUAAAUCAAGUAGAAUUGAUGUGAAGAUGGAUUCUUAUACAUGUGACAGUGAAGACAUUUGACCAGUGACAAGAAUAGCAUAAAAAUAUAAUGGCAACAUUUAAGAGUUCAGAUGCUCUGAAAGACAAUCUUUUUAAACAUGGGAGACACUUGGGUAUCAUGGAAUCUAAAUCAGGCUCUUUGUAAAUAAAUGUAACAAUACAGCUAGGUAUAAAAAUGAACAUAAAACUGGCACCAUUUAUAGUUAAAAAAAAAAAGACUCUUUUUCUUAAACAUCUCUACCCUGUUUUUUCUUUCUUUCUAUUUUAUAACUAGAUUUGUGUUGUUUUUUCUAUGAAAAUAUAUGCAGCAUUUAUUCUUCCCUCACUGUUGGCCUUCAUUCUUAUCAUUCUGUUCCUUGAGAAUAUUCAGCAAAAGGGAUUUUGAUUAAAAGUUUUGCUCAAGAAAGAAAGAAAGAGAAAGAAAGAAAGAAAGAAAGAAAGAAAGAAAGAAAGAUUGAUUGAUUCCUUGGGUGUGAAAAGCAGCUCUUCAUUUCUGCAGCAGGGGUUAUCAGCAGCAUAGAAGAUAGAGCUUGCCCAGGAAGGUAAUAGUUUAUUCUUGUGCUCAUAACUGGGGAUCAGAGGCUGCAUCCCCAGGACAGGUGCUCUACUCCAAUCCACGAAGGAUGGUGCGUUGGGGAGGCUUUGUCAUCAUGUUCAUGUGUAGUCUCUCCACACAUGUGGCUUUUAAAUGAAGAUGACACAUUCACACUCUGAGAAAAAUCAUGAUGUAUAUUUUUGGUUUUUUUCUGACUCUAGUUUUUGCUGAGAUAAAAGUUUUAAAUGUAGUGUAGGUAAGACCCAACAACCACAUUGACUUUGGUAGGGUAGUUCUGUUUUGUUAAAAUACUGACAAAUAUUUAAGCUAUAGUGUUCCCUGGAGGGAAAGUACCAGUUGGUAACUUAAAUUUUUGUCUAUUUUGCAUCAAGCAUUUGAAUUUCAUGUAAAAGCAAUAGUAUGAGACGUGCUGUCCUUUCAUUUGUGACGUUAAGUGAGAGAAUAAAAUCACAGCUAAACUGUUGUAA